UGGAGGGAGUCACAGCAGUAGCCUACCGGACCGGUGUGUUGUGUCUGGCACACUGUGCGCACUGCAGCUCUCAAGCUUCACAGAAACCAACAUCGCAGUCUUUUCUUUAUUAUAUUUGAAAUACGGCAUGUUGCUCGGGUCAUUUGUUUGAGCGCGAGUGCUGUUUUGUGCUUACGGAACCUGCUCGCAUCAUAUAAACUCGCAAUUGGAGAAACAGCUGAUCUACGGAUGCUCGUCUCAGGGACAAUCCCCCCGGAGCAACCUGGAGUUAAGUGCCUUGCUCAAGGGCCCAACAGUGGCAUUUUGGUGGUGCUGGGGCUUGAACCCCCGACCUUCUGGUCAGUAACCCUGAACCUCAACCACUGAGCCACCACUGCCCCAUUAAGCUUUAAGGCAACAAUCACUGGAGUCAUACAAGUGUUCAGCCUAUGCAGUGAGGAGUGUUUGGUCCAUGAAGGUCACUCAUCAUUGUGAUGCAUAAUGGCUCCUGCGCUGAGUGCUAUGUUGGGGUCAGAGGUUGUGGGCACAGCAGUGCUGGCUACAGGGGAGCUGGCACUUGUUGGCACACUCACGGGACUCUCUGCUUUCCUGCUGCUCUCCAUUCUGCUGCUGCUGUGUGCAGGUUGCCAGGGGCAGAAAAAAGUGAGCGGGCACCCCGGAGACCAUGAAAACCUGAUGAAUGGGGUGUCAGAAAAGGAAACAUGUAGCCAGUCAGCAGAGAGUCAUGGUACUGACCUGGCCAUCAGCAGCUCCCAUAAUGGGCCUCUUACAAGUGGUACAGUACUCACAGACACAAUGGACACCAGUCCCCAGCCUUCAGAGGACAUGCUGUCCAGCCAAUCAGAAAUCAGAUCCUCAAAGUGCCACCAGGACCGUGAGUUACCCAGCAUUCCACCCACCGAUGUCCUCAAAGCCACCGUGGUUGAUGGUCAGGCUGCCUUAGGGGAUGGCACGUAUGAGGUGGUGAAGAACAGCGCCUCCCGGGACGUCAGUGUUGAGGACUCACUGUACGAGACGGUGAAAGAGCUGAAGGACAGUGGUCUCCCCAAUGGUACGAUGAGCCCUGAGGAACCGCCUGCACCCCUUCUUAAUGGUCACCCCAGUCCUGCUACAUCAGAUCGCACUGUCCUGCCCAAUGGUGUGGAGUACGCCUCUAUCAACCUCAGCAAAAAAAGCAGAUAUAGCACCGACAUGGAGGCCAGGCGCUCAGCUGCCAUUGUGGAUGCCAUUGUGGAGCCAGAGGAUGAAAAACCACCUCCCAUACCAGAUAAAGUGCUUGAUGAGAAUGACAACCAACAGAUUAAUGAUCUUCCAAAUGGUCAGUUACACUCCCCAUUGUCGACUCCAGAGCUUCAGGACCAUGCAUUGCCGGACAGCGAGUUAUCAGACAUGUACUCCAUCGUACAUAAGCCUGUUGUUAAGGAAACAGAGCAUGACUACAGCAGCAUUGGAGAGAUCAAACGAAUGGUGACGGAGUCGACCUCCAGUGACAUUUAUGCCACGGUUAGGGAUGAAUAUCCAUUGGCUCCUGGAUCUCAGAAUGCAGAACCUGGGUAUGAGACCAUCAAAAUCCCCCAAACAGCUGAAGGGGCUCAUCAUGGAAGUGGGAUUUUGGAACCCGACUAUGAGAGCAUGGCGGAACUUGGUCUAAACAGGGAGAUGACCCGUCUCUGACCACACACUCAAACCAGAAACUUUGAGCACUGGGAACUCACUUGUUUGAGGUUUAGAGGUGGACUUUGGGGUGAUAUCACUAGAGUAAUGCGCUUAAUCCUACCUGAUUGAAUGUUUCUGAGGACAGCAUUUCAGCACCCUAAAACCGACUGUUCAUUGGGUUGACUGAAAUGCUAGUCGUAUAAUCUGUCAAAAGGAAGCCCUGCAUAAUUAGGUCUUAUAUAAGAUGCAUUCUUUCACUGAAAAAAGUUAGAUGAAAUGCAAUCACAUGGAACAGAUCGCAGGUGUCUCAUGACAUAUUUUUCAAAUUUGGACUAUUUCUAUGUUUUCGCGUCAUCUUUAAAGCUCAAUGCUCGUGGCAUUGUAUGAAAAGGUACAAAAAAUCCAGAUGAACGAAUCAACCUCCCACAAACAUCUAGUCCAACCGUCGUGACCCAUACCCAAUAGUGAAUGAUAUUGCGCUGGCCACAGUCAGUGACAUCUUUUCAGUGUAAGACCUGUGACCCAGCACAGGUAAUGAAACACUGGGUAGCUCAGUAGAAGGUUUGCUUUGCUAUUGAUGUGAAUAUUUGUUUCCCCUUUUAUAUCAGCUUUGCUCUUAUGUGAAAUAUUUUAUUCAUAAAGUGUACUAGUAGUUUCCUUGUUCUUGCACGCUGCACCUGCUGUGAGCCCCACUUUGCCUCCCCAUUUUCACGUGAUACUAGUCGAGCAAAGAGCUACUCUGAACUGAGAUUCCCCUGAGUAAUGGCAUAUGUAAUAUGCAGGUACAGUCAACAGCAUUACACUUAUUUCAAUCAUUCAGAGUUGCUGGAGCAUUUAGUUUCACAAGAGUUCAAGUAAGAAGCUGGAAACAUUUACAUAAUACAUAUCAAAAGAUUAAAGAGGAACAUUUAAUUGUAGCCAUGAUUCUUAAUCAUGUUAGCAAGAUGUAUUAUAAUAAUUUUGUCAAAUCAUAUGGGUUUGAGGAAGUGACCUUUAAGGUACGCAAAGUUGGUCUAUCACACUCAUUUGUGAGUGUAACUAACUUUGGUUAAUAUUUACUCACCUUGUCAUAUCAUUCUAAUUCUGUGUGCUGAUAUGUUUUUCAGUAGAAUAUUUUUGAGGAUCUUCACAUCUUUUUUUCAUAUACUUAAAUGGUGACCAUGUCUGGCAAGCUCCAAAGAGAGGGGGAAAACCACACACACACACACUCCAUAAAAAUAGUCCUAAAUGACAUCAAAUCUGGCAUGAUUUUCUAACACUGUACAUGACAUUGAAUAUUCUCAUCAUUUACUCACCCUCAUGCCAUCCCAGAUGUGUAUUUUUUUCUUCUUAAUAUUUCAGCUCUGUAGGUCCAUACAAUGCAAGUGAAUUGAGGCCAGAACUUUAAAUCCCCAAAAAGCACAUAUAGAUGUCUUCAGAAGCUAGUGAUUUUAGUAAUUCACAGACACCUAUCACAUUUGUUCUGAAGACAUGGCUUUUACCACUGUGUCUUAUGGAUUAUUUUAUGAUGUUUUUAUAUGCUUUUUGGACCUUCGAAGUUCUGGCCACCAAUAACUUGUGUUGUAUGGACCUACAGAGCUGAAAUAUUCUUCUAAAAAUCUUUGUUUGUGUUCAGCAGAAGAAAGAAAGUCAUACACAUCUGGGAUGGCAUGAGGGUGAAUAAAUGAUGAGAACAUUUUUGGGUGAACUUUUCCAGCUUCGUUGAAGGAGAAGAUUAUCAGUGAAUAACAAUUUAGCUUCUAAUCUGUUCCUUAAAAAAAAUGUUAUAUGACUUAAGAAGUAUUUUAAUUAAUGCACAAGUUCUAUGGACCACUUAUAAGGUGAUUUUAUGGUGUCUUUUUGAUUCUUUUGGAGUUUGACAUGUGGUUUUUUUGGAACUGUCCUUGUAUGGAAAUGAGCUGCGUAAAGAUUCAUAAAAAUGUCUACUUUUGUGAUACAGACUACAGGUUUGAAAAGAAAUGAGGGUGAGUAAAUAAAUGAUGACAGAAUUUUCUUAUUUUGAGUCAAUUUUUCCUUUAAUGAAAGGUGGACUGGAGUUAUUGCUGAUGUGAAUCUAACUCCUUUCAUUUUCAAACAUUGUCCAUUAGUAAUGUAAUUGAUUUAAGUUACAUCGAUAUGCAUGUGUGAAAUUACAUUUCGCAAAAUGUUUUAUUAAUGGAGCUUUAUUGAUGGAAUGUAUCAAAUACAUUGUAUAUUUCAGAUAUUUUUGGAUUUUAAUUGGUACACGACAUUUCAAAAGACUGAAAUGUACAGGGGAAAAUGUCAUGAUGGUACUGCCACACAGAGCUUUGCCUGGCAGCUUAAUAAAUGUACGCUAUUAUCAGGUAUGCAUUCGCUGCUUUUACACAUAUGUAGCAGUAUAAUAAAAAAAAGCAUAGCUUGUCCAGACACCACAUGUGACAAUUUCAUGCCAAGAGACACUUAAUAUUUAAAAGACUAUUUAGAUCUGUUAAAUUAUGUCAUUGUUGAAGUAUGGUUUUACACAAUAUUGUAAUCAUCGAGUCUGUGGAAUACAUACUUUCUAUAUUCAUUGUUAAUGAAAGUUUAAGAUGGGUUUAUUAACAUUUAAAAAAUGCCUCAGUGAAAAGAGUAAGGGACAUGCAUUGCUUUGAAUUGAAUUAGCAUUAGUCCCAAUGUUGUCCAUGUGUUUGCUUGUAAUAAUGGUACAUUGUGAUGGUACAGGUUCCAAAUUGAGAAGGUCCUUGUUGUAUUUAAUAUCAUGGUAAACAUUGUAGAUUUUGUUUCUCCCUCUAACCAAAUUGUAUCUAUUUAGUUGUAAAUAAGAGUGAAUUUUGCAUUUGUUUAUUUUUAUCAUCAUCUUUUUAUUGUGGUAUUUGCUUAUUAAACAAUGUAGCCUUGCUGGACUAAUAAUAUAACGUGUAUGCAUGUUUUAAUCCACAUCAACCAUCAACUGACCAAUUACUGAUUGAAGUGUAAUUAUGUUUUAUGUUACAUAUUAAUCUCAGACAAAUAUAUUUAGAAAUGUAUACUGCAUUUAUGCACAAAAACUACAUUAUAAUCUGUUUAUAUUUAAUCUGUCAAUAAGUGCAGGAAAACACCCUGCAAUGAGGCAGUUUUAUUUUGUCAAUGUCAAUGCAUUGGUAUUAGGGAACAUAAAAUAAAGAAUAUAUUUAACUGUACUGCCUGCAAAAGAUUGAAUCUCUGGUCAAAGCCCCAUGCAUAUGAAAUGUGAGCACUCCAUAAGCAAAGAGAAGGAUGGUAAACAUGGACAAUGAAUAGCUUUUUCAUUCUCACUUCACAAGGUAAAUGUUUUUAGAUACACAUUCAUUAUCUAUUUUCAGAGGUUAUUCUUAUAGACAAUUUAAUGUAACUGAAUGUCUUUAAGCACACUGUAAUUAUAAUAUACAUAGAGAAGCUAUUGUUUUUAAAUAUGAGCAAUAAUGUCAUAAAUUCAGAACACUUUGACAAGGCAUGAAAAUAUAAAUUUCCUAUUUUUAAAAAAAAAAAAAAAGAACAAAUCUCAGUUACAGUGAGGCACUAACAAUGGAGGUGAAUCAUGGAGCCAGUCCAUAAAGUUAAAAUACAUACUGUUUGAAAAGUAUAGCCACAAGACAUAAAUAAUAUGUGUGUUUACAUGAUUUUAGUGUGAUAAAAUCACUAACAUACCUUUUCAGUGUAGAUAUAGCCAAUUUUACAACUUAAUUGCCAUGACAAUGCUAUGUCAACAAACCCUAAAAUAACUGUAAAAUUGACGAUUUAAACAACUUUACAGCUCAAAUAAUACAUGAGCCAUAAAGAAUUAAUGUGUGCUUUUAUAAAAUUAUAUGCUUCGCAUUUCUGCCUUUUAAACCCUCCAAAAACUGGCCUCAUUCACUUCCACUGUAAGUGCCUCAUUGUAACCUUGAUGCUUUUUUUUUUUUUUUUUUUAAGAAAAGGAGGGACGUCUUAAAAUUGUAUAUGCAUAUUUAAGAUUAUUUAGGCUGUUUGUUUCUUCCAACUUGUUCCAACAACAAUCAAGUAUUUAAUAUAUAUAUUAUUUUUAGCGUAUUCUUGGGUUGAAAUCACCAGAAUUGUUUCGUUUAAUGGCACCAAGACUCUGGAACUCACUUCCACAGAUUCAUUGUAGAUAUCUUCUCUGUUAGGUCCCAACUAAAACACCAUCUGUUCUCUCAGUAUUAUCUGUACACCUCUGACUAAUGUUGCUAUAUUAUUGUUGCUAUUGUUACUGUUGUUGAUUCUAUUGUUGAUUUAUGUUAAUAUGUCUUUGUACAGUGUCCUUUAGCUUGGGAAAGGUGAUUUAUAAAUACAAAUAUU
Messenger RNA from Xyrauchen texanus (razorback sucker), 5931 nucleotides. RefSeq names its product phosphoprotein associated with glycosphingolipid-enriched microdomains 1-like. Gene Ontology annotation, cellular component: membrane raft; plasma membrane. The record is from RefSeq and is a predicted model, not a curated record. Bases 481 to 1674 code for a protein of 397 amino acids. Lineage: Eukaryota; Metazoa; Chordata; Actinopteri; Cypriniformes; Catostomidae. Gene Ontology annotation, biological process: intracellular signal transduction; negative regulation of T cell activation. The transcript has 9 exons.